This is a messenger RNA of Colletotrichum godetiae, 1044 nucleotides long. RefSeq lists its product as uncharacterized. The transcript has a single exon. The record is from RefSeq and is a predicted model, not a curated record. NCBI's taxonomy places the organism in Eukaryota, Fungi, Ascomycota, Sordariomycetes, Glomerellales, Glomerellaceae. The annotation marks the transcript as partial.
UCGUCCAAGGAACUCCCUGAUCUGAGCAAGCUGGCGGCCGUGGUUCAGCAGAGCAGAAAGCACUUCCUCUCUACGGACGGAAUUCCCACUCCACAGCUCGUCAUUGCAGCCUUGAAAACGUGCCAAGGCGCCGCAAAUGCGAUUCAACCCUAUCUAUCCAGGUCGGAGAAUCGUCCGGCCUCGACACUCACAGCAUCGACCGCUUCCAAUCUGUUAUCCCUGGACUCGAACUCGACUGCAGCUAAAUCUGGUAGCGCGUCGAUCCCGUCAGUUUCUGUCAAGGAUACAGUCGACACAAUCUCCGAGUCAGCAUACGAAAUUAUCGCCCACCCCACCGUUUCCAUUGGUCCCCAGGUCUUGGACUUAUACGUAAACAUCCAAGCUAGGCUUGGCAGGCCCGAGACACUUCCCCAUGUUUUCGAAUUGUAUGCGUCAAAGCCCAAACCAAAGGCGGUCGAGGGUGCAAUCUCCUAUGUUCAGCAGAACCCAAAUAGAGCAGACAAGGCAAUAGAAGCAAGUGUGGCCGAAACAGCUCUGGGGGCCGCCAUCGAUGCCAAGAAUCUGGACGCUGCGAUUGGCAUCGUUGAGGCCUGCUACGCAACACAAGCAUUCUACCGCCAAAAGCUUCUGCGGAAGGCGCUUCUGCCCGUCUCGGCCGUGGCAGUGGCACCCUUUGGAGUCUACACUCUUGCCUCCAAUCUCUCGGCAUUCCAGAACACAAUGGAGCCCGUGACGGCCACAAAAUUCGCCUUCGCCGCCAUCCUGGCUUAUUUGGGGUUCACGGCGACAAUUGGCAUGGUUGCUAAAACCACUGUCAAUGAUCAUAUGCGACGAGUCACUUGGGCGCCCGGUAUUCCGUUGCACCAGCGCUGGCUACGUGAAGAAGAGCGUGCGGGAAUGGAUGACAUUGCGUGCGCCUGGGGUUACAGAGAGCAAUGGCGACACGGCGAGGAAGGCGGUAUUGAGUGGGACUCGCUAAAGGAGUAUCUUGGUCUGAAGGGAAUGAUGCUUGACAGAGUUGAGCUGAUGGAGGGAAUGAGUUAA